Molecule: messenger RNA, 6968 nt
Organism: Eublepharis macularius
Lineage: Eukaryota; Metazoa; Chordata; Lepidosauria; Squamata; Eublepharidae
Gene: GCNT4
Product: glucosaminyl (N-acetyl) transferase 4
Exons: 3
Coding region: 924-2336 (470 amino acids)
Cellular component (GO): membrane
Molecular function (GO): acetylglucosaminyltransferase activity
Source: RefSeq, a predicted model, not a curated record
AACCCACCCCGUCCUUCCUGAAACAGGGAAACCAUCCGCUGUCAGCACCCCGUCCUCGGUACGUUGUAACCUCCGUGAGCGUUCUGGGCGGUCCGGCCGAAAGAUACCUCGUUCGGGCUGCUUCGGCCCCUGCUUCCUCCGAGGAGACCACGAGCGCCCCUCCUUUUUCCACCACGUCAUGGGGUCCUCUCCUCCGCAGAAGCCACCCACAGACCUGGAGGCAGAGCGCGCCGCCCCUGAAAAAGCCGCCGCGCAGGGUGCGAGCACACGGCCAACCUCCCUCCACAUCCGUACCCGCCUCCCUUCUCCUGUCCUCGGCGGGGAGCUCGACAGACCCGCUACCGCUUGCUUUUCCAAGGGAGAAGAAACUUUGUCCGCCCUCCGCCCCUUGAGGUAGUGUCAGCGGUGCGCCCCGAGAGAGAGAGAGAUUCCUUCGCCCGAAUGCCGGCCCCUUGCGCCUACUUUCCGAUUCGAAAGCAGUGCUUCUUCGGAAGGAAACACUCCUUGCUUUCAAAGAGAUAAGUACCGUGACUACGCACAGGGUGUUGUGAAGCAAACACAGGACAAAUUUGUCAGCGCUGCCGCCACAAGCACGCGCGCACAUUCCUAGUCGAAGGACUCGCGCUUUGGCACCUCUUCUGUUAGGAGUCGAUCCGGAGCUUCCUAGUAGCUUAAGGGGAGGGGAAGGGUUCAAAGACCUCUCCCCCGAAGAAGAUAGUUUCAGAAAGGUUUUCCUUCUUCAUCACUUAAAGAUGGCUGCAUACUGAACUGAAACAGUAAACCAGAACUGGAGCAACAUUAUAGCCAAUAUCCUAAAGAUGAAGACAAGAACUGUUCAGACAUAACCAGCUGAUUUAUGUGGUGACUGCAAGGCUUUUUACACUUCAAUAGAAAGGAAAGGCAAUAAAGAGACAUCCAAAAGAAUGAAGAGAUAUAAGUGGUUCUACAGAUACCCAAUACGACAAAGUCUUUUGAUCUUGUUUUUAACAGUGUGGCUGCUUUCAGUACUGAAACUUCUCAAAGUUGACCGACUGUUGUUCCAUCACAAUGGUAUUUAUUUUGUAGAGCCGUUUCUGAGCACUGCGUCAUUUGUGAAAAACAAGUACCCUCAUCUCAGAAAUCAUGUGCAGUAUGAAAUCAACUGUUCCUGCAUUUACAAUCAAGAACCUGUAGAGAUUGGCAAGUCUUUAGAAAUUCAGAGAAAAGAGAUUAUCGAUUUAGAUGAUGAUGAUGUUGUAGCAAUGACUAGUGACUGUCAUAUAUACCAUAAAAUUAGAGAAUAUCACCUAAAGCCUGUUUCUCCAGAAGAGGAAAAAUACCCUUUAGCCUAUUCUUUGGUGGUUCACAAAGAUGCCAUGAUGGUUGAGAGACUCAUCCAUACAAUAUACAGCAGUCAAAAUGUUUACUGUAUCCAUUAUGACCAAAAGUCAUCUAGCACUUUCAAACAUGCUUUGGACAACUUAGCUAAAUGCUUUCCCAAUAUUUUCAUUGCAUCCAAAUUGGAGGUGGUGGAAUACGCCCAUAUUUCAAGGCUUCAGGCCGAUCUGAAUUGCUUGUCUGAUUUGUUUAAGUCUUCUGUUCCAUGGAAGUAUGUAAUCAAUUUGUGUGGCCAAGACUUUCCGUUACGGUCAAACUUUGAGCUGAUAUCAGAACUUAAAAAAUUAAAUGGAGGAAAUAUGUUGGAGACAAUCAGGCCAAGCAGCAACAAAAGGGAACGAUUUAUUUAUCACUAUGAACUUCAGAAAAUGCCUUUUGAAUACACAAAGAUGCCUAUGAAAACUUAUAUCUCUAAGGACCCACCACCACACAAUAUUGAGGUUUAUGUAGGCAGUGCUUAUUUUGUUUUAUGUCGAGAUUUUGUACAGUUUAUCCUUGAAAGCUCUGUCGUUCAUGAUUUUUUUGAAUGGUCAAAGGACACUUACUCUCCUGAUGAACAUUUUUGGGCAACCCUUGUUCGUGUACCUGGAAUACCUGGAGAGGUUUCAAGAGGAGCUCCGGAUAUCACAGAUCUUCAGAGCAAAACACGUUUGGUAAAAUGGAGCUACCUUGAGAAUCACCUGUAUCCUCCCUGCACUGGCGCACAUCUUCGUAGUGUGUGCAUUUAUGGAGCUGCAGAACUGAGAUGGCUUGUCAGCUAUGGGCACUGGUUUGCCAACAAAUUUGACUCUAAAGUAGACCCUGUUUUGAUAAAAUGUUUAGCAGAAAAACUUGCAGAACAACAGAAGGAAUGGGUUGGCUUGUCUUCAGAAAAACUUUUUCUACACAGGACGUUCACAGGUGUUUCAACAGUACAGUAUGCCCAUGAUUGGGCUUUGCAAAAAAAAGUUGAAUCAUAAUUGCUCAUCAUAAAUCUUGUCUCUACUUUUGGAAGCCAGUUGACUUUCUAUAUGUGUAACUAAAAGGAAGGUGUAUGAUAUGAGCUGCUUAACACCCAUGAAGCAGAGGUGGGACUAGGUGAAAUUCAAGGCAAUGGAUGAGAAUCCCCCAGCAACAAAAAAUUCAGUAAUAGAGAUAAUAUAUUUGGCUUAACCCAGUGCUUCUCAGUCUUCCUGAACUUCUUUUGAACUUGCUGUAACUUCUAACCCUCCCUAGAUCAACACUGGUAAGUUGCUUGCAGCCUUUGCUAUGUGCAAAGAUUUGUAAAAUGGGAUUCUCUUCCAACACUGACAUUAGAGGAAAUGAUCAGUAUAUCUCUUCUACCCACACAAAUGAAUAGGAAACAAUUAUUAGAACAGCAUAGCAUUUCCCUCUGAAAUUAGAUUGAGAUUGUAUAGUAGAGAAGAAAUAACAUGCACAAAUCUAAUGUGGAUUGGGGAGAGUCCUCUGUUAAGGAUGCUCUGUUAAGAGCAUCCUUGGAAAUCUAUAUCCUUUUUCUAGGUAUCCCAUAAGUGUGACCUGAUUCACAGUUUGAGAACUAUUUUAUUAUUUAUGAUUGUGGUAGUAUGUUUUCCAGGUCUGUAGAAUAGGAAUGCAGUUUCCAGAGCUUAGAUUUUUUCUGUGUCCAUCUGGUUCCUCUGAUGUAUAGGAUUUUACCACAAGGUAGAUUAAAUUCACAGCAAAUGUUUUAUUCGUAGUCCUGCUGUGAGCCCUGUGAUACAUAGACCUGAUACUGAGCCUUCUCUGCACGGUAUGAUCCUCACCUAAUUCUUUUAAAAAAUUACUUUGUACUGGUAAUAGUUGAGUUAGACUUACCUCCAGGUUGUGUCACUGUUGUAAGGAAUCUACUGCUGCUAUUUGAUACCAUUGCUAUGAGUGAGGAACUCUUUAACAGUGCAUGUAAAGUUAUUGAUGACAAUACAUAUAAUUUCCCCAAGCCUUUGACCCUUUUAGUUCUUUCUAGGCUGACUGCUGCAUUGCAAUUUCACAUAUACCCAUGUACCUUUUUUAAAGUUGGGGAGGAGUGGUAUACUGAUCAUGGCUUCUUUCACCCCUGCAGCAGUGACCUGACUAUUAUAGAACACUUUCUCUUUUAUUUCAUUGAUGGAUAUGUAUUCCCUCUUCAUUUUCAGUCCCUUACCUUUCCCUCCCAAAGAUUUGUUUCUCAUAUCCCAACAAGCGAAGCUGCCAUAAUUCAGGAACAGGAUCAGGGCUUGAGGAAAUAUAGCACUAUGGGUGAUGUCAAUCUUAUUGUUUUAAAAAUACAUAAUAAGCACUUAUUUAUCAACCCCUGCAGGAAGUGAGGAAAAGUUACAGGAAUAAAGGCCUCUAAAGACCUGGGUUAGCUUAGAAAUGUUUACACAAAUUUAUGUUCCCUCAGGAUCAAAAAUGUACUAAAAGAAUGUCAUACCUAAGGGAAUUACAGUGAGGUAGGUAUUGGGAGUUAACUUUCUUCCUUUAAAGUAAAACCUACCUGUGCUUUGUCUUGACUAUAGUUUUACCUCAGGAAAAUAGUCUUGUGGGCUUAAAUAAACUGAAAUCAUAUAGGUUUCAUAGUAUUGAUGAGUGCUUAGUCUACUACCUCAAGAAAGAUAUGCUGGAUCUGUACAUCCAGCACUGAUGAGAAGUCUGAGGGAAUAUGAGGUCAAAACUGGUUAACAUGAUGCCAUCCAUGAGCCAGUUUCAUUGUUCUGGUAGUAGCAGCCAUUGGACAAGUUUACAGCUGGAUGAUUGUCAGCAAUUGCUCUUCAAAAAUGCUGGAAUGGUUGCCCAGCCCCUACCCAGUAUUUUUCUUGUACAUAAUCACAUCCUAGUUAUUCAAUAUACAUGGCUUGAAAAUUGUCCCAUGUUCAAUUCAGGUGCUACUUUGACCGUGUGAAAAAACCGUAUAUUGAAACACUGGCAUCUUUUUCUUGUAAAUCAGUGGAGUACAAGGCUUAUUAUAGCCCAACUGGGGCUCUUUGGGGGAAAAAAUGUAGAAUGUGAAUAUGCUUUAAAUAUUGUAUAAGACAUAGAGUGGUCUGUCUACAUUUUUUUCAACCAGUGCUAAGUUGUUACUGCUUCCUCUCUGGAAGAAUAUAGCAGUUAUUACAGUGUAGCUGAGCAUAAUAUUGUCAUUAAAAAUACUGAAACAGACAGGACACAGUAGUGUCCUUAAGCACUGGAAGAUCUGGGAAUACACACUAUGCACAACGUAAUCUGCUGAGUCAUGGGUGUCUGUGCUGCUAUUGUGGCCUAGAUAUGUUUUGCAUAACUAUUUAAUUGUUUGGAGGAAACUCAUGCCGGCAGCUGAUCUACAUGGCUUGAACAGUGCACACAAUCGACUCACCAUCUGGAGCAGCUACUACAUGGGUUCAGUUUCAAGCAGCCUGCGUGCUCCUUGUUUUUCUUGUGAACCAGGUUUCAGUGUUAAGCUAAAAUUCCUUUUUAAAGCAGAAAUCUGUAAUGUGCAGAGAUGCACACAUGUGCAUUGCUGCUUGAGUAGGAAUGGCUGUGCCUAUCAUAGCCAUGCUACUUUCACCUUCUGCUGCCAUACAGAGAGGUUACAUAAGUCAUAUUCCUGCAAACCCUGCCCCCCCCUCCAGUGUCCCUAAUGUGGGGAACUUUGAAAGUGACAUAGUGUUUAAUCAUGUGAUUUCCUGUGAUCUGAAAGUGUACACUCUCAGAAGGGCUGUGCCAUAUGAUUUUUCUGAACAUGCUGCUCAGUCCUUUAGAAAGCAGGCACUCUGUGUAAAGCAGAUCCAUGUAUUAGCAGUCUUCCCUUUUUGUAAUUGGAUCUUCAGUGAUAGAGUGAGCUGGAAAUGAAGCUGGUCACAAAAAGAGCUCCAAAUUCCUAUGCUUUUUAAUAUUCUAUUAACUUUUAAAAACUUCUUAUUUAUGAACUCACAGGCAGCUUAAAUGAACUUGCAGUGCCUUGCAGGCAAUUAUGAAAUUAUUAAGGCAGAUAAAGUAGAAAACAUUCUAUUUUUUUAAACUUAUUUUUGAAUUUUUUUGUUUUUAUUACAGUAACAAUCAUAACAUAUCAAACAUAACAAUUCAGCACAAAAACAAGUUGUCAACUAUAUAUGUGAAUAAGCAUUUUUGCUAAGGCAAGUUUUGCAUUUUCAUUAUAAACUUGUUUUUGCUAUCUGGUGAAAUAUUCAAGUGGUGAAAAGGAAUAAUAUGCCAUAGUUCCCAACAUGUUAACUCACAAAUAGGUAAAUUCAAGACACAAAUGAUUUCUGGUUUGUGAUUUGUUUCCAAGGUAAUUCAAAAUGGAAAAAGAGAGGUCUUAUGUCUGAUGAAUGUAGUGUGGUUGAUUAAAGAACUCAGAUUCAUAAAACCUGUUCUCGUUAUAUUACGUCUCUUCUGCGAGCAGUCCCACAUUAAUGAGUUUUAAACAGAAUGCUUACAGUAAGAAACAGGAAGAGAUUAUAAAAGUGCUAAACUAAUCAUCAGUGUCUUCUUGUCUGUAGCUGUCCAGAAGUAUAAAAACCAAGAUUUUUCAGAUAUUUCUUUUUUUAUUGUAGGCUCCUAAAGUGCAGCUCCUCAAAUGUUAUAAUAAAUAUUCUAGAGUCAAAAGAAAGACUUUCAAAGUGCAACUAAUGUUGUUUCUGGUGGGCCUCUUUAUGACAGCUAUAUACCAACCUUAUUGUCAUACAAUGAUGAGAAAAGUUCUCACUUGCUGAAUUGCAGCUGUUUGCGCAGCCAGGAGAUUUGCUUGUGAAAAAGAAUGGCAACUUUCCAACAUUUCUUCCAAGCAAUGACAAAGAUUGAUAGUUUCUUGUCUGCAGACACCAGAUACAAUGGAAACGAAGAUAGUAUAAUCAUAUGGGUUCACAGCACCUUGACAGUCAUAGAGGGAGAGACCACGAGAGAUUAGGUUGUUUAUAGCUGGUCCUACAGAAUAAGUUCAGUGGUACUGGAUGAAUCCAUUAAAACUAAGGUGCAGACCUCAUAAAAGAUGUUUAACCUCUUGUGGAUCUUGCUGAACUCCAGAACUCGCAAUUUCACAAGGUAGAAAUUGUAGACAGUGUAGAACCUCUUGCUCUGUAUAGCUGGGAAAGAAUAAGCUGGGUUUUGGCCCAUGCAAAGUAUACACUGGAAGAGGUAAGGAAGAUGAUUUGCACCAAUGCUUGUCUUUCUAGAGUGGUCCGCCUCACAUUUUUGAAAGCCAUUUGCUAAAGCAUCCUAGAUAAACUGGAAGUUCCCUCUUAAUAUUUCUUCUAGCAGGAGGUUCCCACACUUUAGUUUGGUAAGACUUUCCACAGCAAUCCAGAACAAAAAACCACACAGGCCAUGACUGCAGCAGAAAUCUGACUUCACACUUGAAAUGUUUUGGAGAAACUUCCCAGGUGCCUCUUGUGGAAUUGUUCAGGAUAUGGGGAAAGAUACUCUUUGUAGAUAGAAACUGGACCCAUUAAGUAAAAGUAAAAGUGAAAAUAUCAUGCUAUGUCCUGUCUAUAUAAGGUGUUUAUUUUCUCUGAGGUGGCGAUAAAUACCAGUUUUAGAGUUCCAAUUGCGACAUUGAGCUAGUAUGCGGAUUUUGUUCAGAAUUCUACAUCUACACUAUUGAAAAUGGUUGUAAAUGUAAAAAAAAUAAAUCUUAUGUG